This is a messenger RNA of Boeremia exigua, 4849 nucleotides long. RefSeq lists its product as uncharacterized. The transcript is spliced from 4 exons. Lineage: Eukaryota; Fungi; Ascomycota; Dothideomycetes; Pleosporales; Didymellaceae. Gene Ontology annotation, cellular component: nucleus; RISC complex; cytoplasm. Bases 98 to 4849 code for a protein of 1583 amino acids. Gene Ontology annotation, molecular function: ATP binding; DNA binding; RNA binding. Gene Ontology annotation, biological process: siRNA processing. The record is from RefSeq and is a predicted model, not a curated record.
CGCACACUUUCCUUCUUCUACUGACCAUCUCCACACUCCUUCCUCUCUUGUUGAACGAAUUCGCUACCUCCAGACCAAACUCCACGAAACGAACACAAUGGGUUGGGCCAACGUUGACGAAGAGGAGGAGGCUGAGUACCUUUCUUGCGAUGACAUGUCAAUCUCAGAUGGCCACAGCAACCAUGGCCAGCAGUUAGGUGAUGAAACCAGUCAGUUGCAAGACCCGAAUGAAGACGAUGGUGACGAUUCGGAUAAAGACUCUGAGGGACACGGUCCGAAGACAACUUCGGAGAAGCGCAGAGCACAGAAUGCCAUUCUAAGAGCAUUUGCCAAUAACAUCAAUGUUCAUGUCACGCAGCGGGAGGUCGAUGAAGCUGUCUCAAAGACCGCAAACGAGGAACAGCUCUCCAUUCGCGACAUCCUUGCGAAGCAGGAAACGGCUGUCCGCAUAACCAACCCUCGAGACUAUCAGACCGAGUUGUUUCAGAGAGCAAAAUGCGAGAAUAUCAUCGCUGUACUUGACACAGGAUCAGGCAAGACCCAUAUUGCGACACUUCUACUCAAGCACAUUCUCGACGAAGAAUUAGAAAACCGAGCCAAGGGCGGUACUCGCAAGAUUGCGUUCUUCCUGGUCGACUCAGUCAAUCUCGUCUUCCAGCAGGCAAACGUCCUCAAAUGUGGUCUUGAUCAAGGCGUCGAGCCUGUGUGCGGCGCCAUGGGCGCCAGACUCUGGGACAGCUCUACUUGGAUUGCGUAUUUUGCAAAGAAUAUGGUCAUCGUCUGCACUGCAGAAGUGCUCUCACAAUGCCUCAUGCAUUCCUUCAUCACCAUUGCUCAGAUCAACUUGCUCAUCUUCGACGAAGCUCAUCACGCUAAGGACAAUCAUCCCUAUGCUCGGAUCAUGAAGGAUUACUACUCACAAGAGGUUGAUUUCUCGAAGCGACCUCGCUUGUUUGGUAUGACAGCAUCUCCAGUAGAUGUCGGAGGCCUCAAACCCGGGGUUGUGGUGGAAGCAGCAGCCACCCUAGAAAAGAUGAUGUACUCGAAGAUCGUCACCAUUAGUGAAGAAGCACUCGCUGCAAACAACAUCAGUCGUCCUGACGAGCACGUCGCCCUUUACGAUCGCUUGCGAGUCGAGUUUGAAACGCCAUUUCACAACAUAGUCAAGGCACGGUAUUCUAAUGUGAAAAAGUUCAACAAGUUCUUUAUCACCUCCAAACGAAUUGGCUCUGAGCUAGGGAGAUGGGCUUCGGACAUGUACUGGUCGUUUGCUUUCGCGGACGAGCAGGCUCGCAAGUUACAACAACGGGAAGAGUACCAGUACAACAAAGUCAAUGGGGCGCGUGUCAAUGUCGAGGAGCUUGAUGCAAGGAUACAGCGUCUCAAGGAUGCGGCAAGCUUUGUGCAAGGGCACGACUUCGGCGCACCUAUUCUCGCUAGCAGCGACCUGAGCUCCAAAGUCCUGAAGCUCCACGAAUGGCUCAACAUGUACUACGAGAGGAGUGACGAGCCGCGAUGCAUUGUCUUCGUCGAGCAGCGUCAGACUGCUCGCCUGCUCAAGCUCAUAUUCGAUCACAUUGGCGGGCCAAACAUCCGCUGUGACGUCUUGGUUGGCGUCAAUAACCGCGCCGGCGAGCACAAUAUCUCACUACGGGCUCAGAUAUUGACAGUAUCGAAGUUCCGACGAGGCGAACUGAAUUGCAUGUUCGCCACGUCUGUUGCAGAAGAAGGUCUUGAUAUCCCUCAAUGCAACCUUGUGGUUCGCUUCGAUCUUUACCGUACUAUGAUCGGGUACGUCCAGUCAAGAGGCCGCGCGAGACAUCGCAAUUCGAAAUACUUGCACAUGCUCGAGAACGGCAAUAAUGAUCACCGCGAGCGACUCAUGCAGGUCAGGCUCGAUGAGACUGUCAUGAGAAAUUUCUGCAAGGGUAUGGCGCGCGACCGUCUCCUGGACAGCCUGGGCGAUGCUUUAAGCGACUCGUUGAAUAUUGAAGAGAAGCUUUAUCCCAGCUUUGUCGACCCAACUUCAGGUGCGACACUCACUUAUCGGUCAAGCCUCAUGGUGCUCAGCCAUUUCGUUGCCACUUUGCCAACUCCGAACCAUGAGACGCACCUGCAACCAACCUACAUUCUGAAUGCUGAUGUCAGUGACGACCCACAAGACGCACUGCGGACGGGAUUCAGAUGUGAAGUCAUUCUACCCGAGUGCUCGCCUCUAACAUCCAUGACAGGGAAGGUCGAGAGCCGGAAGACCAUUGCGAGGUGCUCUGCAGCUUUCGCCAUGUGCUUGGAGCUCCGGAAGAAAGGUUACCUAGACUCCAACCUACUCCCCACAACCUACAAGAAGCUCCCAGCCAUGAGAAACGCUCAUCUUGCUCUUGGCGAGAAAAAGAAGGGAAAGUAUUCAAUGCUGAUCAAGCCACAAUUCUGGAAGCAGGGGCGCGGCUCGGUUCCCGAAGCCGUCUAUCUCACCACGGUUGAUUUCGAUGCGGGACUUGAUCGCCCUCAUCAGCCGCUUGGGAUCUUGACUAGGACUCCGUUUCCCCAGCUACCAUCAUUUCCGGUAUUUCUCUACGAUGGUCGGGUGUCCAAUGUCGUCUCGCAUUCACUGACGGCGCCAUUCGUGGUCGACACCGAGACGGUAGAGAUCCUCACUAAGUUUACGAUGAGAAUCUACGAGGAUGUAUUCAACAAAUUCUUCGAGUGCGACACAAAGAAGCUUUCGUACUGGCUAGUGCCACUCCUGCCACUUGGGCGCGCGCCGCUUGGAGAACAGCGCAACCUAGAAGAUAUUGUGGAUAUGUUGCAAGUACGCAAGGUCUACCAGAAGCCAACCUGGCGAUGGACCCCAGAAACAAAGAUUUCAGACAUUUUGGACAAGUUCAUCCCAGACCCCUUCAGUGGUGCGCGAAGGUUCUACUCUGAGAGCGUUGCCACCGAGUUCAAACCACUGGAUCCGCUUCCUCCGCACAUUCCACGCCAGGGUCGCAAGUACGUCGAUACUAUUCUCGACUACUCAGACAGCAUGUGGCGCAAAGGAAGAGACAUUAAUAGGUGGCAUCUCGAUCAACCUGUUCUUAACGCCGAGAACAUUCCGUUAAGGCUGAAUCGCCUUGCCCCCCUGGAGGCUGACAAGGACCACAAGACUUUCAACAGGGCUCAUCUGCACACCGUCAUCUGUCCCGAGCCCCUGUGUGUCUCAAAUAUGGCGACACCGUUCGUUGUGACAUGUUUCGUCGUUCCUUGCAUCAUUCAUCGAUUCGAGAGCUACUUGAUAGCUCUGGAAGCUUGUAGACACGUUGAUUUGAACGUCAGCCCUGCACUCGCCCUUGAAGCGCUGACCAAGGAUUCAGACAGUUCUGGAGAUUACGGUGAACAGGUGAUCAACUUCAGGAGCGGUAUGGGUCCCAAUUAUGAACGUCUCGAGUUUCUUGGGGACUGCUUUCUCAAGAUGGCGACCUCGAUCUCGACGUUUGUGCUUCAGCCAGAUGAGAACGAGUUCGAGUUUCACGUUCGCCGUAUGCUCAUGCUCUGCAAUGCGAAUCUCAUGGACACCGCUGUGGGCAAGAAGGAGUUCAAGUUUGCGGAUGGAGAAGAGCGAGGCUUGCAGCUCUACAACUAUAUUCGAACCACAGCUUUUUCGCGUCGUUCCUGGUAUCCCGAAGGCAUUGAGCUUCUCCGUGGUAAGAAGAACGACGCCAACUGGCUCUCGCCCACUCAUAACUUGGGCGACAAGUCCAUCGCCGACGUCUGCGAAGCGUUCAUUGGCGCUACCUUCAUGCAACACCAUCACGAAGGUCGGUGGUCGCCAACAGACUGGGACGAGAGUGUCAAAGCUGUCAAGCUAUUUGCCAAUAGUCCUGACCACCCCCAAUCGAAGUGGUCCGACUACUACGCUGGGUACGAGAAGCCGCAAUACCAGAUCGCCGAAUCGACCGCAGCCCAGCUCGACCUCGCGCGCAAGAUCGAAGCCAAACACCCCUACAAGUUCAAAUACCCGCGCCUCCUCCGCUCCGCUUUCGUGCACCCCAGCCAGCCCUUCAUGUGGGAGCAAAUCCCCAACUACCAGCGGCUGGAGUUUCUCGGCGACUCACUCCUCGACAUGGCCUUCAUCAUGCACCUUUUCUACGCAUACCCCGACAAAGACCCACAGUGGCUCACCGAGCACAAGACCCCCAUGGUCUCCAACAAGUUCCUCGGCGCCGUCUGCGUCGCCCUCGGCUGGCACACGCACCUCCGGCAGAACAGCGCGCUGCUCAGCACCCAGAUCCGCGACUACGUGACGGAGCUGCACGAGGCGCAGCGCGAGUCCCCCGGGUCGGUGGACUACUGGGUCGGCGUCAGCGAGCCGCCCAAGUGCCUCGCCGACGUCAUCGAAGCCUACGUCGCCGCGCUCUUCGUCGACGCCGAGUUCGACUUCAACCCCGUCCAGGACUUCUUCACGCUCCACCUCAAGCCGUUCUUCGAGGACAUGACGCUCCCCGCCUACGAAACGUUCGCGUCAAACCACCCCACCACCCGCCUCGCCCGCCUCCUCGGCACCACCCUCCUCUGUUCCGAGUGGCGUCUGGGCACCAGCGAGGUCGCUACGUGUAUCCCCGGCAAAGCGAAAGCGGUGGCGGCGAUGGUGCUCGUGCAUGGCGAGGUGAGGUGGCAUAGUCUGGGCCAGAGUGGGCGGUAUGCGCGUGUAAGGGCGAGUCAGAGGGCGCUGGAGGCGCUGGAGGGGAUGCCGCUGUUUGAGUUUAGGGCUAGGUUUGGGUGUGAUUGCGUUGGUGGGGGGGAGGCGGCGGGGGUGGAGGGUGUGGAUGUGGAGGGUGCGGUGAGGGAUAGGGUGGGGUUGAGUAUCUAG